Lampris incognitus (smalleye Pacific opah) is the source of this 8189-nucleotide messenger RNA. It is a transcript of the gene map3k2, whose product is annotated as mitogen-activated protein kinase kinase kinase 2. NCBI's taxonomy places the organism in Eukaryota, Metazoa, Chordata, Actinopteri, Lampriformes, Lampridae. Bases 330 to 2267 code for a protein of 645 amino acids. Gene Ontology annotation, molecular function: protein kinase activity; ATP binding; protein binding. The record is from RefSeq and is a predicted model, not a curated record. Gene Ontology annotation, biological process: protein phosphorylation. The transcript has 17 exons.
UCGGGGUUAGUCCGUAACGGGCCAGGUAACGCUCGGUGUAAUGUGUAAUAAGCCGAACGGGGUCGAUUUACUUCGGUACUUUUCAACGCUGUGAAUUAGAGGCUGCUCAGCCGAAACGUCGUCGUUUUGUGUUUUUCCGUGUCGGGGACGAUUUUGUACGGAAGCCACUCGACUAUCGGGGCCUCGCUGCAGUCGCGGCCCCGAGACUCAAGUGAAGUUCGAGCCGGACUACAAACUUAUCUCCGCGGUGCCCGGGGCUCCUGUCACCGCCCCUGCGGAUGAGGAAGUGAAGAAAAACCUAGCCAACCCAGGAGAAAGGAAUCCCUUUGAUGGGAGAAUCCUCUUUCCUGGACUCCUGGGUCAAUCAACGUGCCAAGAUGAUGGAUGAGCAGGAGGCACUGAAUUCAAUCAUGCAGGACCUGGCCGAACUGCACCGCUCCAGCCGUCCUGCCAUGUGCCUGGCAGAUCUCAGCAAACCCAAAGCCUCCUCGCCUAAGAACCAGAAUGACGUACGAGUGAAGUUUGAGUUCAAAGGGGAGAAGCGGAUCUUGCAGUUCCCACGUCCUGUUAAGCUGGAUGACCUGAAGGCCAAGGCCAAAGUGGCUUUUGGUCAGGCGAUGGACCUUCAUUACACCAACAAUGAGUUGGUGAUCCCGCUGACUACUCAAGAUGAUCUGGACAAGGCAGUGGAGCUCCUGGACCGGAGCAUCCACAUGAAGAGCCUGAAGAUCCUGCUUGUGCUCCAGAUCUCCUCCCAGACCUCUUCCUCUAACAUGGACCUGUUGCCAUCCCAUGAAGAGCUGGACAACACAGGGUUCAGGGUCACUGACAAGAAGAGUAUGCUGGCCUUGAUAGGUUCCCAUUCCACGGACCGUAGCUCCCCUCCCCCCGGUUACAUUCCUGAUGCCCUCCAGCAGGUGGCGAGGAACGGCUCCUUCACCAGCAUCAACAGCGAGGGAGAAUUCAUUCCUGAGAGCAUGGACCAGAUGCUGGACCCACUGUCAAUGAGCAGUCCUGAGAACUCUGCAUCUGGAAGCUGUCCCUCUUUAGACAGCCCACUGGACAGUGACUACCCCAAGUCCAGAAUGCCAAGGGCACAGAGCUACCCAGACAACCACCAAGACUUUCCAGAGUACGACAUCCCAGUGUUUGAGAAGUCAGGGAAGGGCGGGACUUAUCCUCGGCGAUAUGGCAUCCCGUUUGGCCUACAGGACUACAGUGACGGGAGGAAGACCUUCCCCCGGGCCCGGCGGACCCAGGUCCACGGCUUCCGGUCCCCAGUCAACUUCAGCCCCACAGAGCAGUCUCCCAGCACCAGCAGUGGCAGCAGUGUCUUCACCCCCGACCUGGAAGAGGCUCCGGGGCCCGCUAGGCGACCGAGGCGGGGCAGCGACAUCGAGCCCAAUCCAGCCCCAACGCCCACCCUCUCCGUCAUGGAUAUUAGUCCCCCCAGCCGCUCCCCACGUGCCCCCACCAACUGGCGACUGGGUAAGCUUUUGGGCCAGGGGGCAUUUGGACGAGUUUUCCUCUGCUAUGAUGCAGACACAGGGAGGGAGCUGGCUGUUAAACAGGUUCAGUUUGACCCCGAGAGCCCUGAGACCAGCAAGGAGGUGAGCGCCCUGGAGUGUGAGAUCCAGCUGCUGAAGAACCUGUGCCAUGAGCGUAUCGUCCAGUACUACGGCUGUCUGAGGGACUCCAUGGAGCGGACACUCUCCAUCUUCAUGGAGUAUAUGCCUGGCGGCUCAAUCAAGGACCAGCUGAAAUCGUACGGGGCACUGACGGAAAAUGUGACGCGCCGCUACACCCGUCAGAUCCUGGAGGGUGUGUCCUACCUGCACAGUAACAUGAUUGUCCACAGAGACAUCAAAGGAGCCAACAUAUUACGGGACUCUGUGGGCAACGUGAAACUGGGGGACUUUGGGGCCAGCCGACGACUGCAGACCAUCUGCCUUUCAGGAACGGGCAUCAAGUCUGUGACCGGCACCCCCUACUGGAUGAGUCCGGAAGUGAUCAGUGGAGAGGGUUACGGCAGAAAGGCUGACAUCUGGAGCGUAGGCUGCACCGUGGUGGAGAUGCUGACCCAACGCCCCCCCUGGGCAGAGUUUGAGGCCAUGGCAGCCAUCUUUAAGAUUGCUACCCAGCCAACGAACCCAGUGCUGCCCGCUCACGUUUCAGAUCACUGCCGAGAAUUCCUCAAGCGAAUCUUUGUGGAGACCAAACAGCGGCCGUCCGCCGAUGAGCUACUGAGGCACAUAUUUGUACAUUAGCCUGAUCCCCCUGACUCUUGACCCCGCCUCCUGCUGAACUGCCAGACAUGGCCUUACCUGAUAGGGUUUCCCCGCCUCUGACCUCACACCCUUCAGUUAAAUGCAGGAACCCCGUUGGACCAGAGAGGACUAGAUGGGAAGAUUUAGCGUUCUAAAGAAGGGAUGUGCAUAUGAGGGGGAAGGGGCGGGUACCUGCUCCUCAGUCUCUGUUUUUAGGAGACUGCUAUAGGGGCCGUAAAUAGUUUUUAUUUUCCGCAAAGCUGCACCUUAAUUUCACAGAUAUAAGGGGGUAUGCACUUCCCUCUUAAACGAUGAAAUUUUUUUAAAUAUGUCUCCUUUUUUUACGUUUGUACAUCUUCUCUCCUGUGUUUUGUUUGUUUUGGAGUGGGAUGAUGUUGGUGUUGUGGACCUUAAUGGUGAAUGGCUCUGGAGUGGCUCCUCCCACCCCUCCUCUCCCCAUUGACCCGACCCCAGAAUGUACUCUGCUGCCAAAACCCAGAGCGCUAGGUUUAUCCUGGACCCGCUGCUAUAGAACCGAACCCUAUCAGAAUACGCCAUACACAACCCCCCCACUCCUAAACACAGUCACGAUUCUGCCCUUAACCAGGGUCCCUCUGUGUCACAGCUUCCUGUGCAGUAGGCAUUUGAUCUGGCUAACUGUGACUGUUAGGUCCUCACCUGUUGAUCCACUCUAGCAGUGGAUCCCAUUUUCUCUGGCUUGUCCUGUCUGUUUACUAAAGUGUCUGUCAGGUUGUCUGUCCUCACUCUGUUUGACUCCUUCACUCUUCAUUCUUUGACACGUGCCUUUUGUUUAGUUCUUUUUUCUAUUUGGGUUUACGGAACAGAAUUUUUGUAAAUUUUUCUGAAUGGCACAGAACAAGAUGGGUGGAGUGGGAUCUUUCAGUGUUUGUGCUGCUCCAAUUUACUGUACUGCCUUCGCACCGUUUUUGCUCAAUUCUAGCUGAUCUCAGCUCAGCCCUAAGGUGCAUCUCUACCUUCUCUGUAACAGGGAUUUAUGAUCUCUGCCUGGUCCUGAAUCAGCUCAGGCAUCUUGAUACCAGGGCAGAACCUAACACCACCCACCAGCCAAAUACUGCACAGUGUUUUGGUUGGUCUGUCUUGACCAGUCACAUUAGCAGGUAAUCGCCGUCAUUAAGAUUUGUAUUCUAUAUUAGAAAUUCAAUUGGCUUUUAGAGUUUUGAAUGUCGCUGAUGAAUUCUGGAAGGCACCUGCCAUUGUGGCUGGUCAAUGGUAAAAGCUAGUUUUCUGCUUUGCAAAAGAGAUUGAAUGCCUGAAUGUCAGUCAGCCAAUUCACCAAAGCAGAACCCCAGGUACUUACACAUAGAUCGGUGCCUCUUCUAAUAGGUGCAUUGUGUAAUAUUUCUUCCUUCCUGAAAGCUAAUAUGACUUGUAAAUGGCAGCAGGUUGUUAGUGGUAGUGGCUUAUGACCCCCAAUGCCUCUUCAGUUUUCUGGUUUCCACAGAAGCCGGGCAGGUGGAGCGGUUUUGUUGUUUCACAGGCCUCUUGAGGAUGCGCAUAGCUUUGAGUCUAUUUAAAAAAACAUUUUUUUAUUGUUAUUCACAUGACUUAACAAUAGAGGUCAGCGCUUAGGUAGACAGUAGACAUUACACAGUGCACCUUUAACCUCUUGCUCGCGGGACAUUCUUUAGCUGAGGAUCUACUUUUCAAGUGAACCUCUCCCCUCUAUGCUCCUUUAAGUGUUCAUUGACUGGAUUGGUCAAAGCAGGCGUACACCUGGUGACAUCACCAGCUCUGACAUGGCAGAUCGCCUGUCAAUUUGGUGUACAGAAUCAGGAGAGGUGCGUUGUGGGUGGAAAUUUACCUUUAGUCAGUGGCCGAUAAAUAUUGUCUGUUUCUGGUGUAGUUUUUCCACUCUCAUAGGUAAAGGUGAAUUGAAUUGACGACUGACUUAAAUUCUUUUAGUUACAUUUUAAAUUUACCCACCCACUGUGGAAGUGGUUAGCCAUUAAAUCAGAUCAAGAAGUUCAGGUAUAGAAAAAAUAAAUGUCUGAAGCAAAAACCAGUUCAAACCCUGAUCUUUAGUUGUUUUGUUGUCACGUGACCAGACAGUUUUCAACAGGUCUCAGAGUUGUCUCAGCAGGAGUGUUGGUACUGGUCCUUUAGUCUGUCUAUUGGAGCCAUAUGACUGCCCCAGGAAGAGGAGCACACAGCUGAUUGGCCACUGGUCUGGCUGUAUGAUGCUGUUGUCACCGGCGUUUCAUGCUGAGUGGAUCUCCUUUGCUUGUUAAGCCUGAAAAUAAUUUCUUACUUUGUCUAAAGGCUUGUAGAGCUGUUCGCCUGUGAAAGGACAACUCUCAUGGGUGAGAUCAUAUGCUGUUCCCAUGCAGAUCUGGAAAAAUACGGAGAAAAUAAUUUCAGAAUACUUUAUUCAUCCCUGAGGGGAAAUGGGAAUUUGGUAAUGAUUUUACAGGUUUUUGGAAGAUGUGGGAAAUUAGCACAGUCAAGGUUGUAUAUGUGUGACUUGACGCUUUCUGAGGCUGUUGCGUCAGUUUUAUACACGUUGAAAGGAAAGUUGGGAGCUUGUAGAACCAGAGAUUCUAGAUAACAGUGUCAAACAUGACACACGUGCCAUAUCAGUGUUUUCACCGUCAAACAUCCCUUUUUUCCUUCUUCCGGCUUACACCAUGGUUUGACUGAGUCGGUACGGUAUACAAGCUCACAGCAUCGCUGAGCUUUGUUCCUCCCGUCAGGUACGACGUAGCUUGCCAUACGCCCAAAGGCAGGGUCGGCACAGUGAUGCAGUCACUAUCCAAAAAAAAAAAAAAGUCGGUCAUUUUGUCACAGUUGCCGCACAUACUAUCCAUGUGGCAGGGUCAGAAGCAUUAAGCACUGAAAUGACUUGUUAUGCUUAUGUUUGGUGCAGCAUCAGCAGUAAUGCAGACGUUGUACCAGACCGUUGUGGUGAAGAGGGAGCUGAGCUGGAAGGCAAAGCUCUCAAUUUACCAGCCAAUUUUCAUUCCAAACCCUCACCUAUGGUCAUGAACUUUGGGUAGUGACCGAAAGGGUGAGAUCGCGGAUGCAAGCAGCUGAAAUGAGUUCCCUCCAUAGGGUGUCUGGGUUCAGCCUUAGAGAUAGGGUGAGGAGGUCGUACAUCCGGUGGGAGGUCGGAGUAGAGCUUCUGCUCCUUCGCAUCAAAAGGAGCCAGUUGAAGUGGUUCAGGCAUCUCCUUUGGAGAUUUUCUGGGCACGUCCAACUGGGAGGAGACCUUGGGGUAGACCCAGAACUUGCUGGAGGGACUACAUGUCCAAUCUGGCCUGGGAAUGCCUUGGGAUCCCCCAGGAUGAGCUGGAGGGCGAGGGAGAGGGACAUCUGAAGUGCCCCACUUAGCUUGCUGCCACUGCAACCCGACCCUGGAGAAGCAGCCAAUGAUGAGAUGAGAUGAUUUGUUAUGAUAUCUGCACACAGAUGAGACCUUAUACCAAAAGACCUCCUACAGCUAGCCCAGUGCUUUACUAUGAACAUCACCUUGCUAUGCAGGCAUGUAUGCUUGCUUCUGCCCUCGUCACAAGAAGAGAUGAGGUUUUAGCUCCAGUGUUCAGUAUAUCUCAAUUCAAAUUACAAUAGAUACUAAAAUAUUCUGAAUUUGUUUUUUGUUUUUUUUGGUCUUUUUUGUCCUUAUGGUGCAGCCCUAGGCUGAAUGCUGGUGAACUCGUAAGGUAACAGAUUUUCUCUAUCUCUGAAGUGCGAGAGAGAUUCGUUUGGUUGUCUGAUAAGGAUACCAGCGGGGCCAAGAGUGAGCCAAGUUUAUAGCACUUUUGGGAAGAAGUUUGAGAGAACACGCUGUCAUUUAGGAGUUUAAACGAGUUUGAACCACCAACCACUUUUGUCAAGUAACGACCCGUUAUACUUUGCUGCUCUGAAAAUUAACUUUCCUGGUACAUGUUAGAGUAGUACGUAAUUUUGUAGGUACUGAAAGCAAGCAUGUCUCAUUGGUACGUUAGUUAGUUUCUCACCCUUACUUCAGCGGACACGCGCCAGACUGAUAGAUGAUAGUUGUUCAUGUCUUCACCCUGUAUUCCAGGCUGUAUAUCUGCAAAUCUGCUUCAGUAGUUUUUUCGUGAAGGGUCCUUCGGGUUAAUCCAGGAUGGAGGAUUAACUCCAGCCGUUGGUCAAGUGCAGGCAGACUCUGCUUGUGAAUUGUGUAUUAUGGUCUGCCACCAGAGAGAUGAUAAAAUCUGUUUGAGGAACUGUCUCGAGACAAAAACGAUUCUUGAAUACAGUCAAACUUUUAUUGCAAUUCAUCUCAACCCGUUUGCAGUUUUUGCUGCCACUUGCGUUGAAGAAAAUUGUAAGAUUCAACCACGGAAACAAUCAUGAUGUCCUGCAGAGGAGGGCGUUUCUGUCGGUGUACAGAACUCCCGUAAAAAUCUCUUGUGGACGAGUUAAACUUCCACACAGGCCAGCCAGUCCUGGUUUCCUGAAAAGAAACUUGUUGAGCUCAUACAACAUGCAGACCGUCACCGUUGUUGUGAAUGGCCGUGUUGUCCUGGUCUGCAGCCCUCCCUGUCACACGCCGUCAUGAUUUUAGCUCGUACGGAGAGAUGGGAAUCGUUGAUAGCACCGUCACACGGAUAGUAGGGGUUUGCAUUUCGCGGGUAUAAUCAGGGCCCUGUUUGAAACAAAUAUCUCCCUCAGUGGCAUCGCAGUCAUGGCCUCCACCAAUUCACGUCAAAAUAAAAAGCUCCUGUUGCCUCGCAACAACAAAGAAGAAAAGUUCUCAGAGAGGGACGGAAAGUAAACUGGUCAGCGAUUCGGUGUGUGUGGGUGGAGUUGGGAGCGUCAAGUAGUUCCACAUAUAACCAUAAUGCCUGCUCAAUACAGAUGGAUACGCUUAAAAUCAAUGAUACGAUUAACUGUGCCAUGGGCACGGUUUGACCUUAAUACGCACUACCAGUAUGCACUAUUUGAAAGGUACGUUGCUUAGCUUUUUUAUUUUAUUUCUUUUUUUAAUUCACUGAUGCUUCCUCGCGAUUCCUGUCUGGCUGUCUGUCACGCAGCUCGGCUGAGUGUCGACUGUACGUGUCUUCUGUUAGCAAUGAUGACCUUUUUUGCACAUUUAAGACUUCUUAUUUUUACACAGGUUUGUGUGUGUGCGUGCGUGUGUGUCCGUGUUUUGAUUUGUGGUUCAGUUGUGAUGACUCGUAUAUGAAUGUAAUGUUUCAUUUUCACCAUUAGAUGGCCUAAUUCACUGCAGUGGAUUCAAAUCCUUGGUACCUGGAAAUGGGACAGUAUUUGCCAAUAGCAAGCAAGCACCACCUCCCCACCACCCUUUCCUCAGACACACAAUAGUUUUACAAGUUUUUUGUGUCUAUAGCCACUGCUGCCACUCCUUUUUGUGUAUGUGUGUGUGUGAGAGAGAGAUUGUGUGCGUGUGUGUGUGUGUGAGGUGCACAAGUGUACUUGUACACGUGCGUACCUUGCAAAUUGUGCUCAAUGGACUAGGUGCCCAAAAUGCCUUGGGCAUUUUAACUGUAGGGGACAAAAUAAAAACAAAAUUACAAAAAAAAAGGUUCUGUACAAAUGUAUAAAAUGAAAAAGUACCCUUUUUAAAAAGAAAAGUACACUUGUAUCCCACACGUUUGGUCUCUGUAUUGUAAAAGAAGCCAUGUUUAUAAUUCUAAUUGGUUUGUGACCAAUAAGCCUGUUUAUAUCAGAUCUGUAUAUCAGUGGUAUGCAUAAUUUUUUUAAUAUAUUUUUUACUUUCUUUUGUUUCUUUUUUUUAAUGGGAGAUUUUAUGCAUGGUUGCGUCUUGAGAGACACACCGGUGCCGUUGAAAUGGUUGCUGUUUUUGGCAAAACUCUGGAUUAUUGGAACAGCUGGCGCUCUGUGUUCAUAAUUAUGACAACAAUUAUGACUAUGACAAACAAUAAAAUAUUUAUU